AGACCAAGCCUGCAUUCCUCCCUGGACCGUUUUUUCCCAAACGUGGGGUACUGUGAAGAGUGUGUGUGUGUGUGUGGAGAGGGGAGUAGACCUGCUGAAGACACGGAGGAACAACACAGCACUUCAGACCAAAGAUCUGUUGAUUCUACAACUACACAAGGAUCCACCAAAAUGGCAUUCCUGUUGAUGUUUGUGACCGUUCUGCAUUUGGUUACCUUAGCCAUGCUUUUCAUUGCCACUAUGGAGAAGUCCUGGUGGUCUUGGGGAGACAGAGAGAACAUGGAUCUCUGGUAUAAGUGCACCUAUGAAAACGCCACAGAAACCUUGUUAUGUGCUUCUGCCAAAGACAGCGAAUGGCUGCAGUCCGUCCAGGCCCUCAUGAUCUUGUCUGUGGUGCUCUCUUCCAUCUCCUUCAUAGUGUUCCUCGGACAGCUCUUCACCAUGUCCAAAGGAGGUCUUUUCUACUUCACUGGCUUUUGCCAACUAUUUGCAGGUUUUGCAGCGUUUGGGGCUGUUCUUAUCUACACCUUUCAAAGGAGUGCGAUUCUUCAAGAUUCUCGUGAACUGGAAAAGGGUCAUUUUGGCUACUGUUACAUUCUAGCGUGGGUGUGUGUGCCCCUUUUACUUGUCAGUGGAGCACUUUAUGUGCUUUUGCGCAAACGGGCCUGAUUUUCUGCUUAACACCACACAUGUAGGCUACUUUUAUUAGUUUAGUCUGCUAUGAGAUUAUACAGUAUUUACUUAUGGCGCUGAUUAGGUGAGCCAGUUUAUGAUAUUGCUUACUGUUAUUUAUUAUAAUAACAUUAGUUUUUAGGACCAAACUCUCAAAACCUGCUUUGCUGCAACAAAGUUGCAACAAAACUUGCUGUAUUUUCCCGUAGUGGGGAAACUGCUGCUCUAAGUUUGAUGCUGACAAUCAAGUGGGAUUUUGAUGCAAACUUCUUUUUUAAAGGAAAAUGAAAAUUUGCUCAAAUAUUUACUCACCCACAGGAUAUCCAAGGCGUACAUCCGAACAGAUUUGGAGAAAUGUAGUAUUGCAUCACUUGCUCAGCAUUGGAUCCUCUGCAGUGAAUGGGUGCCGUCAGAAUGAGAGUCCAAACAGCUGAUAAAAACAUCACAAUAAUCCACAUGAAGGAAAGUCUGUGUUUUGAAUAAAUCCAUCAUUAAGGUGCUAAAAGGCCUAGCUAAAAUAUGACUCCUCUAUCCAUAAUAUUUCUUACUCCAGUGAAAAAUUAGUUUAGUCUGAAUCAGGAGAGAAAUACGCACAGAUCAAGCACUGUUUACAAGCCAAACAGUCCAAAAUGAUUCUAAACAAAUAUUUCAGUAGAUUUUGAUGUGAGAGAACAACAGGAGAUCGACCAGAGGACGUGUUGUUAUGAAUUAUGAACUGUUAUUUUGUCCAGAAGCGACAGUUUAAAAUGAAAAGGCCUCAAAAAUGGAUUUGUUUAUGGAAAAUGUGCAUGUUUUCACUUCACAAGAUGUUAACUGAUGGACUGGAGUGCUUGUGGAUUAC
Cyprinus carpio (common carp) is the source of this 1513-nucleotide messenger RNA. Its product is annotated as epithelial membrane protein 3-like. Lineage: Eukaryota; Metazoa; Chordata; Actinopteri; Cypriniformes; Cyprinidae. Gene Ontology annotation, cellular component: plasma membrane. The record is from RefSeq and is a predicted model, not a curated record.